Molecule: messenger RNA, 1035 nt
Organism: Enhydra lutris kenyoni (northern sea otter)
Lineage: Eukaryota; Metazoa; Chordata; Mammalia; Carnivora; Mustelidae
Product: chromosome unknown C11orf52 homolog
Exons: 4
Coding region: 16-396 (126 amino acids)
Cellular component (GO): extracellular exosome
Source: RefSeq, a predicted model, not a curated record
CAGAGACAGAGCACCAUGGGAAACCAGCUCUGCUGCACGGGAAGCUGGAGCUGCCCAUCAACUUCCCAGAGGAAAAAGAAAACGGGAAGCCAAGCAAGACGGGCCCCGAGGCAGCAGCAGCAGCAGCAGCAGCAGCAUCUCUUGCAGGCCCAUGACACAAGAGGACCUAUUUACGAACAGGUGUUAGAGAAGCCGGCGACUCAGGAGCGGAGUCCAGGCCUCAGGUUGAAGGAGAGCAGCUUGCAUUACGCAGACAUUCAAGUGUGCAGCUCUACCCAGCCGCGCUCUGCUUGGGAGGUCAAACACCUGCAGUCAGAAAAUGCUACUCAGUACGCCACUCUCCGCUUUCCCCAGGCCACACCGCGCUAUGACAGCAAGAACGGGACCCUAGUGUGAGCGCUGGGGAGGUCGGACCUGUUUCCAUCCCUUCACCCAUGGGGAGAAUCUGCCCUGGGGAAGUGGCUGGCGGCCCAGCGAUGGCUGCGGCGUUUUCAAGAACUCCAGAGCCCUUGCGAGUGCCCCCAGUCUUGCCCCCUUCCCUAGGCCUAUUGUCUUCUUUGCCACCAUUAGCUUGGAGUUGUAUUGGGGCUAGCCAGGGGUGGAUGGAGUUCCACAAAACGACGGGGGCUAGGAUGAGCUGCCGGAAGUCUGUUGGCCCCUACCUUGGUUCCUGCUUUCAAGAAAAGUGCUGAUUAGGACAGGUUGCCCCAGCACUUGAGCUGGUUUUGUUGGGAUUAAUUUAAGGGUGUCUCUUCUACACACCUUAAACGCCCAAGCUGAAGAAGGAGAGAUGCUCUGGGAAAGCAUUCCGAUUCUUGUGCACAGCCCCCAGAGCUGGCUUGGGCAGUUCCUUCAGUGGUUGGGGUCAAGGGUGCCAGAAGCCAGACAGACAAACGAGCCCAGGGGCUGAGGCUGACCAUGGGUUACCAGUACUUCAAGUCCCUGACAGCACUGCACGGCCCGGAAACUCCCCUUGGCUGGACUGUGGGCUCUCGCAGGUGCGGAGCCGCUAGGAUCAAUAAAUCGCAGAAGGAA